Messenger RNA from Drosophila suzukii, 2920 nucleotides. Lineage: Eukaryota; Metazoa; Arthropoda; Insecta; Diptera; Drosophilidae. The record is from RefSeq and is a predicted model, not a curated record.
GAUUCCUGCGCAGCGCAUGUAUGUUUCGUCAGUGUGCCACGCCCUCUCUAUCGACCAUAAGCCGCCCAAUACUGUGGUUCCUACAGAUUCAAUACUCGAAUAAAAAGAGUAACUGCACGUACGCACGUAACUGUACGCAGCAUUUAAAAAUGUCGCAUAAGUCUUGCGUGGAACUGAGCGAAAUUCGAAAACUGGAUAAAAUAGUGCAGCAAUGCGAGCUGUACAUGUCCAAUAAUAAUAUAAAUGACACAACUAAGAAACCACCUUUAACGGAAUUCAAACGGAACUGGAUUGUAAAACCCACUCAAUUUGUGGAAAGGGAACUCUUUUCACUUAUGUGCAACCUUAAUAAGAUAGAAAAGAAACAAAUUUUUGUUUCAGAUAUUUUGAUAAACGCUAGUAUGUUCGACGACAAAAAGGAUAGUUUGUCAAGAUUUCCUAAUAGUGUACCUGACCACAGCACUUUGGUCUAUCACAAAUUCAUUCAGUCUAGGCCCACUAAUAGUGAUGGUACACCAGAACUAAAAAUCAACUUAAAGUCGAAGGAAAAACAAAGUUUAAAGAACACUGAAGAUUGUUUUUUUUUACCUCCUUUAUUAAAAAAAAAAAAUAAAAGGGAAAGUUUAAAAAAAGGUAUAGCCGUAAUGGGAGAAAAUCAAAACCAAUAUAAUAAUAAUUCAAACGAGUUUAAAUUAGGCCAACAAAAGAAGCAUACUAGUAGCAAAACGUGGAAGAAAUGCAUUAAAUGUGAUAAAAAGAAGCUAUACAUUAAGAACUAUCAGACAGUUUCUAGGAGGGAUUGCGAUUUACAUUGCUCGUAUGAUCCAUCACUUAAAAAAAACAGCGACAUUUUUCAAACCCAUAAAGGAAAUUCUUACGAGUGUAUGUUUAAGAACUUGAAAUACAAUCAAAGUGAAAAGCCGGCAGAAAACGUAUUGGGUAGUUCGUAUGAAGAUAUGCUGGACAAAGAAGCACUUCUCGGAUCGAAGAGUGAACUAAAAAUGCAAGAUCCAAACGAAAUGAUUACUUCUCUGGGAGGAAACAUACUUCUAGACCAGAAAUUACAGAACAACUACUACCAUAAGUGGACUCUACUACAUUAUUCGCCUUUUAAAGCUGUGUGGGAUUGGGUGAUAUUAAUUCUGGUGAUGUACACGGCCAUUUUCACACCGUAUGUGGCGGCAUUUUUGCUUGGGGAGCAGGAUUAUCAGAGAAGAAAUAACAAAUACAUUAACUCUGACCCAAUUGUUAUAAUUGAUUUAAUUGUGGAUGUUACUUUCAUCGUCGAUAUCUUGAUUAACUUUCGAACCACCUUUGUCAACGCACAGGAUGAAGUGGUAUCCCAUCCUGGACGUAUAGCUGUUCACUACUUAAGCGGUUGGUUUUUAAUCGAUCUUGUGGCAGCGGUUCCUUUCGAUUUGCUACUAGUCGGUAGUGAUACCGAUGAGACAACUACAUUAAUAGGACUUUUAAAAACAGCGCGUCUUUUGAGACUAGUUCGAGUAGCCCGAAAAAUAGACCGUUAUUCGGAAUAUGGAGCUGCCGUUCUUAUUUUAUUAAUGGCUACCUUUAUUUUGAUUGCCCAUUGGUUGGCCUGCAUAUGGUACGCAAUUGGAAAUGCCGAAAAAUCUAUCACCGCGAAAAACAUCGGUUGGCUAAAUUCGUUAGCCUAUGAUAUUCAAGAACCUUAUUUUGAUAACCGAACUGGUGGACCCUCUAUAAAGUCGCGGUAUAUCACAGCCUUAUAUUUUACAUUUACCUCGCUCACGUCCGUUGGAUUUGGAAAUGUGGCACCAAAUACUGAUGCUGAAAAAGCUUUCACUAUUUGCGUAAUGCUUGUUGGAUCUCUUAUGUAUGCAAGUAUUUUUGGAAAUGUAUCGCCAUAAUUCAAAGGUAUAAUACUAAUACGGUACAAUUAUUAGUUAUUAUAACUAUUAUUAUUACUAAUACCAAGGCUUUACUCUGGAACGGCAAGAUAUCAUACUCAAAUGUUACGUGUUCGGGAGUUUAUUCGAUUCCACCAGAUACCAAAUCCGCUAAGGCAAAGACUAGAAGAAUAUUUCCAACACGCAUGGACCUAUACGAAUGGGAUAGAUAUGAGCUCGUUGCUUAAAGGUUUUCCCGAGUGCCUACAAGCAGAUAUUUGCCUUCAUUUGAACAGAAAGUUACUGACAACGUGUGCGGCUUUUUCGGAUGCAAGUCCUGGUUGCCUAAGAGCUUUCUCCCUUAAAUUUAAAACUACCCAUGCGCCGCCUGGUGAUAUCCUAGUCCAUAGAGGAGAUGUCCUUACCUCAUUAUUUUUUAUAGCCAGAGGCUCAAUAGAAAUUCAAAAAGGUGGCAAUAUAAUUGUUGUAUUGGGGAAAAACGAUAUCUUCGGCGAAAAUCCGUGUAUAUAUCCAACGCUUGGAAAAUCUAACGGAGUGGUAAGAGCACUGACAUAUUGCGAUAUUCAUAAGUUGCACAGAGACGACUUGCUGGACGUACUGGAUGCUUAUCCCGAAUUUCUUGAAAGCUUCGUCAACAACUUGGUUAUAACCUAUAACAUGAGAGAUGACGCACACUCUGGUGUUGAUAUCAAGCAUCGCUACUUAAGAGCAAAGACCUCCGAUAAAAUGAGAAGCUCUCCUGACAUACCCUCUAUAAGAAUAGUUGGACUGCGAUAUAAAAAACAAAAUGUUAAUACAUCUGUGCAUAAAAUUAAGAAUGAUAACUCCCGUGACCUUAACAUUUUUAUAGAAAAUGAAAUCGCAAACUAUCACUUAGAUUUGUUUGAAAAUAAUAGUUAACCACAAACAGCACAAUUUUAAAAAAUGAAAACAUCGAAUAGCAUUGGUCGAAAGAUAGAUUUAAAGUAAGUACAAUCUGCGGCAAAGUUGAAAAGUAAAGAGCAUUAAAGAUUCCAGCCGUGUCAAUAGUUAUA